Messenger RNA from Myotis davidii, 2518 nucleotides. RefSeq names its product ARP1 actin-related protein 1 homolog B, centractin beta (yeast) (gene ACTR1B). The transcript is spliced from 10 exons. Bases 465 to 1580 code for a protein of 371 amino acids. NCBI's taxonomy places the organism in Eukaryota, Metazoa, Chordata, Mammalia, Chiroptera, Vespertilionidae. The record is from RefSeq and is a predicted model, not a curated record.
GUCUCUAGGAAAACUACUGGAGCUGCAGUUUCCUAGGCUCCCAGUGGUCUUUCCCCGGGCCUGUCCACUGGGAGCGGAGGGGCCAGGGGCUGUUGGGAAGAACGACGCUGGCUUUCAGGAUAGCUUUGCCCUGGAUCCCUCUUGCCGGAGCCGCCCUGGAGCGUGCGGAGCUGGAUGGACUUUGUGAUGGGCUCUCAGUGCCCUGUUGGCACUCUGAGCUAGAUAGUUCCUGGUUGUGAGGGGCUGGCUUGUGCACACAGGGUGUUCAGCAGCGUCCCUGACCUCUACCCACUAGAUGCCAGUAGCAUCCCCUACAGACAUUGUCAGAUGUGGGAGGAAGGGAUGUAGAAGUGCCCCCCACACGGCUUUGAACCACUGGGCGUACUUGUAAAUGACCCUGCCUUCUCGGCAGGAUCUCGGCAGCCUGCUCCCCACUGCAGGGCACUGCCUUAAUUUGGAGGCGAAUGCAGACAGCUAAACAGUGUUUUUCCUUGCAGGGCUCUGGGGUGAUCAAGGCUGGCUUUGCAGGAGAUCAGAUUCCCAAAUACUGUUUCCCAAACUAUGUCGGGCGCCCAAAGCACAUGCGGGUGAUGGCUGGAGCCCUGGAGGGGGACCUCUUCAUUGGACCAAAAGCAGAGGAGCACCGCGGGCUGCUGGCUCUGCGCUACCCCAUGGAGCAUGGUGUGGUGCGGGACUGGAAUGACAUGGAGCGCAUCUGGCAGUACGUCUACUCCAAGGACCAGCUGCAGACCUUCUCCGAGGAGCAUCCUGUUCUCCUAACGGAAGCCCCGCUCAACCCGAAUAAGAACCGGGAGAAGGCGGCAGAGGUGUUCUUCGAGACCUUCAAUGUGCCGGCCCUGUUCAUCUCCAUGCAGGCCGUGCUCAGCCUGUAUGCAACAGGACGCACGACAGGAGUGGUGUUAGACUCAGGGGACGGGGUCACCCAUGCUGUCCCUAUCUACGAGGGCUUUGCCAUGCCGCAUUCCAUCAUGCGGGUGGACGUUGCUGGCCGCGACGUCUCCCGCUAUCUCCGGCUGCUGCUGCGCAAGGAAGGCUUCGACUUUCACACCUCAGCGGAGUUUGAGGUUGUUCGGACCAUCAAAGAGAGAGCCUGCUACCUGUCCAUCAACCCGCAGAAGGAUGAGGCUCUGGAGACAGAGAAGGUGCAGUACACCUUGCCGGAUGGCAGCAUGCUUGACGUGGGGCCAGCACGAUUCCGGGCCCCCGAACUGCUGUUCCAGCCAGACCUGGUAGGGGACGAGAGCGAGGGGCUCCACGAGGUGCUGGCCUUCGCCAUCCACAAGUCGGACCUGGACCUCCGCCGGACGCUGUUCGCCAACAUCGUGCUUUCAGGAGGCUCCACGCUGUUCAAAGGCUUUGGCGACCGAUUACUAAGUGAAGUGAAGAAGCUUGCCCCAAAGGACGUCAAAAUCAAGAUCUCGGCCCCUCAGGAGCGGCUAUACUCCACGUGGAUCGGUGGCUCCAUCCUGGCCUCGCUGGACACUUUUAAGAAGAUGUGGGUCUCCAAGAAAGAGUACGAAGAGGAUGGCGCUCGUGCUAUUCAUCGUAAAACCUUCUAGUGCCCAAGGAGGGGGCAGCGUUGGGAGAAUGGGAGGAAGAGAAGCCAAAGUCUUUGACCCUUUCUGUCUGGGCCCCCUGCAUGCCCCGACCCCGGGCAGGGUGCAGCAGCGCCUCCCUGCAGCCCUCCCACAUGCACGCACAUACACAGGAACGUUUAGCUGCAUGGUGGGAGUCUGGAUUAUAGGAAUUGGGGAGCCCAGCCUUCAGUGGUUCUAGGGGUCCCUCUUGGCAGGACCAAUUAAGCCUAUGGUUCCUGCCUCUAACCCGUGGGGCUGCUUCCCUGAGCUCUAAGGCCAGACACCCAAAUGCCCCCAUUUCCUCUGACAGUCCCUCCCAGAGCCGGGGUGCCUGUGUAAGUAGCCUUGGGGAGUGGAGUAGAGGAGGGGCAGCCAGCAGCUCCCACUGGUGUAUCGCUGUUUUUCAUGCCGCCUCCUCUUCCUGACCUGACAGGGUGGCGAGAAGGCCAGCUACUCCUAGGCAUCCCCGACCUUCCGCACUGUCCCCCCGUCUUCCUGAGUGGAUGCCUGGGUGCAGGCUUAGUCCUGGUAGCCUGCCCUCCCCAGUGAGGGGUUCUGGCCACGGUUGGGCGCUAUAGAGCCGGGGCAGAGUACGCUGGGGGCUUGGGCAGCCAGUCUGUUACGCUCUCCCCUUCAAAGCACUUCAUUGACUUGCUGCUCCUCCUCCUUUACCCCAGUACCGGAUGGGGAAGGGUUAAUGGUCUUUGCUGGUUGAGGGGGAGUCACUUAAUCAGGAGUCGGACCCAGAGGGGUGAGAGGGCACAGUCCUCUCCCAUGAAGGUCUUCAUUACCCUGGGGCCAGAGCCCCACCGCCCCCUCCCAGAUAUGUAUAAUAAUUUAACACAGUUGCCUGAAAAAAACAUUUUUGUAAAGCAUCAUAGUAAUAAUUAUGGACAAGGCCCAGUGUGUGGCCGUUUUCU